AGUCAUGUUUCUUAAAUGUGCUAUAUAAAUAAAGUUUGAUUUGUUAACCCAGCUAGCCUAGUUAGCUAGCUAGGAAUAUUCUGUCCAUAGAAUUAGAAUACAAAAUAGAAUUUAAGAGGAUCUCUAUGGCUCUGUCCAGCUGUGCAUGCCAUGGAAUGGCAACAGCCUACGAACUCUUGCUUUUUGCUUCAGUUUCCAAAACAAUGUAACCAAAUAACCAGUUACUUGGCCCAUACAGUCUAUGGUCAUGAUUACUUACUGUUUGUAGGUUGUGCAACUGUACUAACUAGCUAAAACAUGUUUUUAUCUCAAUAAUACCACAUAAGCCAAUACACAUAUUCCAUUGUUAAUAACAAAUAGCUCAAUUUUAAGUAUUUCACAACAGCUUUGAAUAGACAACAGUCUGGAAUAGCUAGUGUGGUUUAAUAUUUGUUGACCAAAUCAUAGCCAAUAUUCUGGUCACUAGGCCUAUUUAUAGUUUCGUCUUCAAGUUCUAGUCUGCCCUAGUCUGUGUCCCUGCCCUCUCAUCAUUGCUGCUGGUUCCUUAAUAGUGAUGUUCAAACUGUAAGAGGACAGGAGGUAAGGCUGUCAGGUCAGAAGGAGCCCAGGCUACUGUCACUCAUUGAGUUCUCUGGAGAGUUUAUGUUAGGUGUUUUGGCUAACCCUGAAACUGUUAUGUCCUGUCCGGUACCUCAGUUGUCAAUACCCAUCAACAGUCAUUUUCAGAUUGUGCGGGAGGCUGAAGAAGCGCUGCUCAUUGACUUGCCAUUAAAAACUUGCAUUAGGGUACGGGUCAGAGGGGAGAAAGCCCAGGAGCUGAUUCUGGAGCUCCAGGAUGAUGAGCGCAGCCAGUCCUUCUUCUCCCAGGUGAAGAGAGCCAAGCAGCAAGUCGAGUCCAAAAGCACGCAAAUCAAAGCGAUGGAUCCCAUCAUGCCGGCUCCCCGCAAGGUCUCUGCCCCAGUCCCACCCAUCCCUCCUCAGAGAGGGAUCCACAAAGCUGCCAACUCUCACACCAAGCCCAGCAGUGUACCACCACCGCCUCCCAACCUCAACAACAGCUCUUCAGCCAACCAGACUGGCACAGCUGACAGACGGGACCCAGCUCUCUCUCUGGCCAUAGACUUUGGCUUCGAGGACAACUUCAAUCACUCCCUCAAAGUGGAGGAGAAGAAGAACCAGCAGAAUGGCAUCGGGCCCCCCCGGGAAGCUCCUCCAGUUCCCCCUCUGCCUCCUCGUAAAGGCUCCUACACUCCCUCCAAUCCUCUCCCCCCCGCGCCCAUCCCCAUCUCCAAAGACAGAGCCUCGUCCGUACAGGCUAAAGAUGCCGCCUUCAUCACGCCUGCCAAAACAGAUCUUAGUGUUGACCGGCCCACCUCAUGGAGCGACAGCCCCACCACCAACAGCAUGCGGAGCGCCAUGUUCUCCACUCAGGCCGGCCAGAGAGAGUACCUCAUCAAACACCGCCUGGCCAAGAAGGAGGAGGAGUACGUAGACAUCAAGGACUUCAGAUUCUUUUCUGGAACGUGGAAUGUGAAUGGCCAGUCCCCAGACAGCAGUCUAGAGCCCUGGCUGUGUUGUGAGCCAGAACCUCCUGACGUCUACGCUCUGGGUUUCCAGGAGCUGGACCUGAGCACAGAGGCCUUCUUCUAUCUGGACUCCUCUAAGGAGCAGCUGUGGGUGGAGGCUGUGGAGAGAAGUCUGCACCCCAAAGCCAAGUACAAGAGGGUGCGCAUCAUCCGACUAGUGGGCAUGAUGCUGGUGGUGUUUGUCAACAAGGUGCACAAGAAUCACAUCAAAGAUGUGGCGGCGGAGCACGUGGGAACUGGCAUCAUGGGAAAAAUGGGUAACAAGGGAGGUGUGGCGGUGCGCUUUGUGUUCCACAACACCAGCUUUUGCUUUGUCAACUCCCACCUGGCGGCCCACGUGGAGGACUUUGAGAGGAGGAACCAGGACUACAAAGACAUCUGUGCCCGUAUGAGCUUCCACCUGCUAGACCACCCUCCCCUCAACAUCGUCAAACACGAUGUAGUGAUCUGGGUAGGAGAUCUGAACUACCGGUUGUUUGUGUACGAUGCAGCUGAGGUCAAACAGCUCAUCUCCCACAACCAACUGAGGAAACUGCAGGAGUAUGACCAGCUGAAUAUCCAGAGACAGAACAUGCGAUCCUUCACAGACUUCAUGGAGGGAGAGAUCAAUUUCAAGCCCACAUAUAAGUACGACGCCAAGACGGACCGUUGGGACUCUAGUGGUAAGUGUCGUGUCCCGGCGUGGUGCGACCGGAUCCUGUGGAGGGGCAGUAACGUGAAGCAGCUCUACUACAGGAGCCACAUGGAACUGAAGACCAGCGACCACAAGCCUGUCAGCUCCCUCUUCAGUGUCGGGGUGAAGGUGGUGAACGAAGCUCGCCACAAGAAAGUGUUUGAGAAGAUCGUGCGCAUGAUGGACAGGAUGGAGAACGAAUGUCUCCCGUCUCUGUCACUGACCCACAGAGAGUUCACCUUUAAGGACGUCAAGUUCCGCCAACUGCAGCGGGAGAGUUUUGUGAUCUCCAACGACGGGCAGGUCCCCUGUCACUUUGCCUUUAUCCCCAAGCUCAACGACUCACAGUACUGCAAGAACUGGCUCCGCGCUGAGCCCAGCGAAGGCUUCCUAGAGCCCAACGAAACUUUAGAGAUCUUCCUGGAUGUGUACGUGAGCAAGGACUCAGUGACGCUGCUCAACUCAGGAGAGGACGCCAUCGAGGACAUCCUGGUGCUGCACCUGGACCGAGGCAAGGACUACUUCAUCACCAUCUCAGGCAACUACCUGCCCAGUUGCUUCGGUACCUCGCUGGAGACGCUGUGCCACAUGAAGAAGCCCAUCCGGGAGAUCCCCAUCACCAAGCUCAUUGACCUGGGAGAGGACAGCUACAUGGAAAAGGAGAAGUCCAGGGUGAGCUUCCUGAUGGUGGACAGUGCUGGCACGGAGGACAAGCCCUUAAAGAUCCCCAAGGAGGUGUGGCUGCUGGUGAACCACCUCUUUACCCAGUCCUGCCAGCAGGAGGACCUGUUCCAGACACCGGGCCUGCAGGAGGAGCUGCAGAGUAUCAUCGACUGCCUGGACACCAGCAUUCCUGACUCCAUCCCUGGUUGUAACCACUCGGUGGCUGAGGCCCUGUUGAUAUUUCUGGAAGCUCUGCCUGAGCCAGUGGUGUGUUACGAGCUCUACCAGCGCAGCCUGGACUGCUCCCAUGACAGCCGCCUCUGCAAACAGUUGAUCUCCCAGCUGCCCAGGGCUCACCGCAACGUGUUCCGCUACUUGAUGGCGUUCCUCAAGGAGCUGCUGAAAUACGCCCACAACAACAACCUCACUGCCAGCCUCAUAGCUACCCUCUUUGCCAGCCUGCUCAUCCGGCCCCCGCCCAACAUGGUGGGCCGACAGACCCCGCAGGACCGACAGAGAGCCAUCGACUUCAUCCUGGGCUUCCUCAUGGGAGGGGACGAGGAGUGA
This is a messenger RNA of Coregonus clupeaformis (lake whitefish), 3489 nucleotides long. Its product is annotated as inositol polyphosphate 5-phosphatase OCRL-like. Bases 643 to 3489 code for a protein of 948 amino acids. Gene Ontology annotation, molecular function: phosphatidylinositol-4,5-bisphosphate 5-phosphatase activity; inositol phosphate phosphatase activity. The record is from RefSeq and is a predicted model, not a curated record. Gene Ontology annotation, cellular component: membrane; cytoplasm. The transcript has 23 exons. Gene Ontology annotation, biological process: signal transduction; phosphatidylinositol dephosphorylation. NCBI's taxonomy places the organism in Eukaryota, Metazoa, Chordata, Actinopteri, Salmoniformes, Salmonidae.